AUGGAAGAAGAUGCUAAAAACUUUGUAAGGAGAUGCCAGUCUUGCCAGAAGUUUGGGAACUUGAUACAUGCACCGGCUCUUGAGCUACACAACAUGAAGACUCCUUACCCAUUUUAUACUUGGGCAUUCGACCUAGUAGGUCCUAUAGCGCAGCUAUCCAAAGGCCACAGAUGGAUACUUGCAGCGACUGAGGUUAGUACCAAAUGGGUAGAGGCUAUACCAAUGAGGAAAGCAAAUAAGACAGGAGUGGCUAACUUCAUCAAGGAAAACCUAAUCUGUAGGUUUGGCACACCCAAAGUAAUAUUGUCUGAUAACAAAAUGUAG
Messenger RNA from Camellia sinensis, 324 nucleotides. The record is from RefSeq and is a predicted model, not a curated record. NCBI's taxonomy places the organism in Eukaryota, Viridiplantae, Streptophyta, Magnoliopsida, Ericales, Theaceae.